This is a messenger RNA of Malania oleifera, 1792 nucleotides long. Its product is annotated as S-adenosylmethionine synthase 5. Gene Ontology annotation, molecular function: ATP binding; methionine adenosyltransferase activity. Bases 318 to 1493 code for a protein of 391 amino acids. The transcript is spliced from 2 exons. Gene Ontology annotation, biological process: S-adenosylmethionine biosynthetic process. The record is from RefSeq and is a predicted model, not a curated record. NCBI's taxonomy places the organism in Eukaryota, Viridiplantae, Streptophyta, Magnoliopsida, Santalales, Ximeniaceae. Gene Ontology annotation, cellular component: cytosol.
GACUCAUGAGGGCAUUUUGAUUCUCUUCACCGUGGGAUCAGCCGUCGUGGUCCUUCCCCACCAAACCAACCAGCCAACCGAAAACGGGCCCCACGACUUCCUCCAUCCGACGGCGACCGUUCACCCCCGGCCAAACCAUCGGCCGUCGGAUCAUAUAUCCCUUCCCACCAAGGCACCAUGGAAUCGCAACUGUUCGUCCCGGUAACCGGUUUUCUGGACCACCCGUCUAUAAAUACGGGUCCGAAGGAUAUGAAGACUCACCGAGUUAAGAGGGAAAUCCAAAGGCUGUUUUCUCUCCCCUGUUAUAGCUUGAGAGUAUGGAGACUUUCCUGUUCACCUCUGAGUCUGUGAAUGAGGGCCACCCCGACAAGCUCUGCGAUCAGAUCUCCGAUGCAGUGCUUGAUGCCUGCCUUGCCCAGGACGCGGAAAGUAAAGUUGCCUGCGAGACAUGCACAAAGACCAACAUGGUCAUGGUCUUUGGAGAGAUCACCACCAAAGCAAACGUAGAUUAUGAGAAGAUUGUCCGUGACACAUGCCGUUCCAUUGGAUUUGUUUCUGAUGAUGUAGGUCUUGAUGCUGAUAACUGUAAGGUCCUGGUCAACAUUGAACAGCAGAGUCCUGAUAUUGCCCAGGGUGUCCAUGGCCACCUCACAAAACGCCCGGAAGAGAUCGGUGCUGGUGACCAAGGCCACAUGUUUGGCUAUGCUACUGAUGAGACCCCUGAACUUAUGCCUCUAAGCCAUGUCCUUGCAACCAAGCUUGGGGCUCGCCUCACCGAAGUUAGAAAGAAUGGCACUUGCCCCUGGCUAAGACCAGACGGGAAGACCCAAGUCACAGUCGAGUACCAAAAUGAAAAUGGUGCUAUGGUUCCCAUCCGUGUCCAUACUGUCCUCAUCUCCACCCAGCAUGAUGAGACUGUCACAAAUGAUGAGAUCGCUGCUGACCUCAAGGAGCAUGUUAUCAAGCCUGUGAUCCCUGAGAAGUACCUUGAUGAGAAGACCAUCUUCCACCUCAACCCCUCUGGCCGUUUUGUCAUUGGGGGUCCUCAUGGUGAUGCAGGUCUCACUGGACGUAAAAUCAUCAUUGACACAUAUGGUGGUUGGGGCGCCCAUGGUGGCGGUGCUUUCUCUGGGAAGGACCCUACGAAGGUGGACAGAAGUGGUGCCUAUAUUGUGAGGCAGGCUGCAAAGAGCAUUGUAGCGAACGGGCUUGCUCGUAGGUGUAUUGUGCAGGUGUCUUAUGCAAUUGGGGUACCUGACCCCUUGUCUGUCUUUGUUGACACAUAUGGAACUGGAAAGAUUCCUGACAAGGAGAUCCUAAAGAUAGUGAAGGAGAACUUCGACUUCAGGCCCGGGAUGAUUUCCAUUAACCUGGAUCUCAAGAGGGGUGGAAAUGGCAGGUUCCUGAAGACUGCUGCCUAUGGGCAUUUUGGAAGGGAUGACCCAGACUUUACCUGGGAAGUUGUGAAGCCCCUCAAGUGGGAGAAGGCCUAAUCAAAAUAUUGAUCCCCGCUUGUAUUGGUACCUAAAUUCAACACUGGCUGUAUUGGCAGUGGAUGAAUAAUUUACAUGUUUUCCUUCCUGCUUCACUACAUUUUAAAGAAAACCCUCUUUUAAUCUGAAAAAUCUUUUAUAUUUCUUUCAUUUUUCAAUUUGUUUCCUGUGUUGGUGCUAAUGCAAUUUUGUUCUUAAAUCCAAUACUGGUGAAUUUGUAAGCAGCUCUCUGCCCCUCUUAUUGAUAACAGAAUAUAUCAUCAGGAGAGCAAUGAAAUGCAGUAAUGUGUUAUUUGGCA